Molecule: messenger RNA, 534 nt
Organism: Nicotiana tabacum (common tobacco)
Lineage: Eukaryota; Viridiplantae; Streptophyta; Magnoliopsida; Solanales; Solanaceae
Product: putative small nuclear ribonucleoprotein F
Biological process (GO): spliceosomal snRNP assembly; mRNA splicing, via spliceosome
Cellular component (GO): U1 snRNP; catalytic step 2 spliceosome; pICln-Sm protein complex
Molecular function (GO): RNA binding
Source: RefSeq, a predicted model, not a curated record
UAUCGACUAACAAAGGCAGUUUCCCUUCUCUUCCCACUUUCCAGAAAACCUUAAACCCUUGAAAAGCUUCCAUGGCGACAGUGCCAGUUAAUCCCAAGCCUUUUUUGAACAAUUUGACUGGAAAGCCUGUGAUGGUAAAGCUAAAGUGGGGAAUGGAGUACAAAGGGUAUCUGGUCUCCGUGGAUUCAUACAUGAACUUGCAGCUUGCAAACGCAGAAGAAUACAUUGAUGGACAAUGCACUGGUUCUCUUGGAGAGAUCCUGAUUAGAUGUAAUAAUGUCCUCUAUCUUCGUGGUGUACCUGAGGAUGAAGAAUUGGAAGAUGCCGACGGCGACUAGUAGUGUGAUCGUUCUUUUAGUGCAAUCAGAUUUCUGGUUCAUUGAUCAUGAUGGAACAACAUAUUCGUCUCCUUGAAUGUAUUAUACAUUAUGUGUGAACUUUCCUAGAUGCUACUAUCUAAUGUAUGAUGAUGGAUAGUUAGGGAAGAUGUUGAUGGCCUUAAUAUCCGAAUCAUAUUUCAUGAAUACUCAUCAA